Molecule: messenger RNA, 1188 nt
Organism: Mobula hypostoma (lesser devil ray)
Lineage: Eukaryota; Metazoa; Chordata; Chondrichthyes; Myliobatiformes; Myliobatidae
Product: relaxin-3 receptor 1-like
Exons: 1
Coding region: 1-1188 (395 amino acids)
Biological process (GO): calcium-mediated signaling; positive regulation of cytosolic calcium ion concentration; G protein-coupled receptor signaling pathway
Cellular component (GO): external side of plasma membrane; membrane
Molecular function (GO): C-C chemokine receptor activity; C-C chemokine binding
Source: RefSeq, a predicted model, not a curated record
AUGGAUGACUUGGUGUUGAACGCUACGUUGUGGAUUUACAACUGUACUCUAGUGUCUGGCGCCCAUAACUGCAGCAUGUACGAGAUGGCGUUUCACGGAGACGGCUCUCACGUUUUGAGAAUCUUCAUCUCCAUCACCUACUCGAUGGUUUGCGCCGUCGGCCUAGUUGGGUACUUGCUGGUCUUUUUGCUGAUGAAGGCUAAACCAGGGCGCAGCAAGUCCACCAUCUGUGUCUUCAUUCUCAACCUGGCGGCGACUGACUUCCAGUUCGUCCUGACCCUUCCGUUCUGGGCAGUGGACACAGCCUUGGACUUCAGCUGGCCCUUUGGAGAUGCCAUGUGUAAAAUCAUCCAGUCGGUGACGGUCAUGAACAUGUACGCGGGCGUUUUCUUCCUGACAGCGAUGGGCAUCGCCCGUUACUGGUCAGUGGCUUCGGCUCUGAAGGCAAGGAAUAGCCGGCUGUCUUGCACCGUCAAAUGGGUCAGUGCGCUACUCUGGGCCGCCGCCGGCCUGACCACGCUGCCCACCGCCGUCUUCGCCACCGUCAGCACCACUGCCGGCGAGAAACUCUGUCUGCUGGACUUCCCGGACGAUGGACAAUACUGGCUGGCGCUGUACCACAUCCAGAUGAUCAUCCUGGCCUUCAUCCUGCCGCUAGUCAUCUUGUCCUUGUCUUAUUUGCUCCUGAUCAGGUUCCUGAGACAUCAACACAUUGGUGCCAGCAACCCCAGGAGAAAGUCCCGAGUAACCAGAUCCAUCACCAUCGUUAUGCUUGCCUUCUUCUGCUGUUGGCUACCCAAUCACUUGAUAACAUUUUGGGGCGUCCUGGUCAAACUCAACGUCAUACCUUGGGACAACACAUACUACUCCUUGCAGACCUAUGCUUUCCCCGUCACUGUGUGCUUGGCGCACACCAACAGCUGCCUGAACCCUGUGCUGUAUUGCUUAAUGAGAAGAGAGUUCAGGAAAUCCAUGAAAAAGAUCUUUUGGAAGAUAUCCACGCCGGCUCUGGCUCGCAAGGUUGCAAUACGACCUUUCUCUGGCCCUGUCAAUCGGGAAUCCACGCACAUCCAAGUCGGGAUUCCCCUGGAUAUUAUCGAGAGCGCUCGCUACAGCCCAGACUCGGAUUCCCACAGUAUGUGUGAAAACGGUGCAACCAACGGCAGCACGGAGCCGAAGCCUAACUAA